AUGAGGUCGUUUACCAGUAUUCUAGGCUCUUUAGGCCUCAAGAAAAGCUCAGAAGAUUCGAAACCAACAGAAUUCCAAAAAGCAAAACAUUCACAAAAACAAGUUACGUUCAAUGAUCUACCUAGGGAUCAGCUUCCUCCUCGUUGUCUAUUCGGUGAAGUUGUGACAGCGUCAGACUUCAGAGUACAACCCUGUUUAAAUUUAAUACAAGAAGAGAAUGAAGCAAUUGGUGAUGGCAAUGGCAACAAUGACGUAGCGAUUACUUGUGCGGGUCGAGACUUGGAUCUGACUGAGAAAGAACAUGAACAAGACUUUUAUUCACCAGCUCAAUUACGGAUGAGUAUACAAUCUCCAAGAUAUCCACCUCAAGUUCAACAUAACAACGACAUUAAUAAUUAUCGCAUUCGUCGUGUGCCUUCAAAUUAUUCGAUUAGUAUAUAUUCUUCCGACGAACGCAGUACGGUCAGUAAAAUGGAGACUUUACGAAAGAGAGCUAAAACCCCGGUCUUCUUCAUUGGCCAAUUGGAAAAGAAAGCGAUGGAACACAACUCUUCAGAAUGGCUUGCCAACCAAUAUCAGAAAACAUUACCGCGACGACGUAUAUCCUCUUCUUGGAACCUCGAUCUACCUGUCAUUCCGGUCAAGAGAACAUUAAGGAAAAUAAAAUCUCAAGAGAGUCUUCGAGAUCUUUGCAGACGUAAUGCGACAUCACCUUCUGAAGCCUCGGAUUGCGAAACUCUUGUUGGAUCUGACGGAAGGGGUUCGCCGCAUAGUUCGAUAUUCAAAGGGGAUGAAAAGAAUAACAAAUUCAGGGUCGAGAACGUAUUACCCCCAACAUGUGAACCAUUAGACAAGACAUCGGAUCAGGAUAUUAGCCUACAGAUUUGCUUGAAUCUCCUGACAAGCAAGUUAUCAACAUCACUCCAGCAAGAUUAUCAUACCACGGAACAAGGAAACAAAGCAUCAAGCUUAGAAAUCUUGCUUAUGAUUGAGGCUUACGAAUCAAUUCGAAAGGGUCUACGAGCAGGCUCACGUGAUUUACACGUGACAUCUGCGGCUGAGACCGCACUUGAUCAAUGGAUUCAGGCUCUGUAUACCAUAUAUGAGGACUGCCAUGGAAUCGAUCACAGAAGGAAUGCCUUGAACAAACGUACAUAG
Botrytis fragariae is the source of this 1158-nucleotide messenger RNA. RefSeq lists its product as uncharacterized. The record is from RefSeq and is a predicted model, not a curated record. NCBI's taxonomy places the organism in Eukaryota, Fungi, Ascomycota, Leotiomycetes, Helotiales, Sclerotiniaceae. The transcript has a single exon. The coding region runs from base 1 to 1158 and encodes 385 amino acids.